Malassezia restricta is the source of this 1614-nucleotide messenger RNA. RefSeq names its product flap endonuclease-1. Gene Ontology annotation, molecular function: 5'-3' exonuclease activity; 5'-flap endonuclease activity. The record is from RefSeq and is a predicted model, not a curated record. Gene Ontology annotation, cellular component: cytoplasm; nucleus. Bases 1 to 1614 code for a protein of 537 amino acids. NCBI's taxonomy places the organism in Eukaryota, Fungi, Basidiomycota, Malasseziomycetes, Malasseziales, Malasseziaceae. The transcript has a single exon.
AUGCAGCCCUCGUGGGUGGCGUAUGGCAUUCAGGGGGCAGUGCAGUACAUCCGGCGGCAUGCGCCGGGCUGUUUUCGAAGCAUAGAUCUACGUGACCUCGUGCAUGCCCGCAUUGCGAUCGACGCGACGCUACUCACGCAGCGCCUAUUUUACCGUGCGAGCACGGAUCCAGCACGGCAUGUCACGGGGUGCCGCGAAGUGAUCCAGGCCCUGCAUCGAGUGCCAUGCCAUCCCAUCAUGGUGUUCGAUCACCCGAAUGCCCGUCUUCCCCAAAAGGCUCGCGAGCAUGCCAGACGGCGGGCCGCGCAUCACCUCGCUCUGCAGCGCCAUUCGUGGGAAAGUGCGCGCCACGCACGUCUGGAGGCGCUCGCGGCGUGUGCGGAUGCCCAUGCCAGUCUCACGGACGGAGAAAAGGCGCAGCUCAGCGAGCGCUUGCGUCAGUGGCAGCGAUGCGACCUGCGCGGUGCACAGACGUAUGCCCCCCUAGCAGAAGAGCAAAGGGAGUCGUUGCUGCAGCACACCUUGGAUCCUGCAGCGCAGUUUGAGGACGAUGCGUACGCGUCGUUUCGGGACGACGAGUACGAGAUCGUGGAUGAGCCGGAGGUCGCUGACGACUUUGAGCCCGUCGCUGUCAGCACGCUUGAUCAGCUGGCUCAUGCGAUCCACGCCCUUCGGCAAGAGUAUGCACAGCUCGCCAGGCCGCGUGAAACGCUCUCGCAACGAAGCCUCUCUUGCGCCGAGGAACACGUAUACGCUUCGUUCGAGAGCGGGGCGCUGGGCGCUGACGCAUGCCUCGUGUCGCACGACCCGACACAGUGGCAGACGAUUCGUCACGAACUCGAGCGAGCCGUCCAGCGCCUCGAGUGGGAAGACGGCCGAUGGACCUCAGACACACAGGGUCCCAGCAUCCGCGUCCGAGACAUCAUCACGUACCUGUGUGCAUGGAGUACGCGUCUCAUGCGCAUAUACCAGCGCUCCUCGCGCCUCGUACCCAAGCAGGCCUACGUGGACGUCAUGGAGCUGUGCCGCCACUUGCAUGUACCUGUCUUGGUAUCGGGCGACGGCACGAAAGAGGGUGGGCCCCUGCAUGAGGCUGAGGCACUCGCCAGUGCGCUCGUGCGCGACGGCUAUGCCGACAUGGUCGCUAGUGAAGACAGUGAUGUCCUGCUAUACCAAGUCCCGCUCCUCCGUGGCCUGUCCAACAUGUCGCUCGAGCUGGUGGACACGCUGCGUGUCUAUCCCCACAUGUUUCCGCAAGCGACCUCGCCGUUCGAUGCCUUUCUCGAAUUCGCGCUCUUGUGCGGCACGGACUUCAACCGCACGGUGCCAGGCAUCGCCGCCACGACCGCGUGCCGGUCGAUUGCGCAGUACGGCUCCGUAGAGGCGGUGCUUCGCAUGUCUGAGCCGCGGUAUGCGCCGCCGGAUCAGCUGGAGAUGGAUGCGUACCUCGCCGAGCUCGAAGAGGCGCGCAGCAUCUUUUUGCACCCGCCGCGCAUCGAGCUGGCCAUGGCUGAAGAGGCGGGCCUGCGGCUCAAGUCUGCGCUCCCUUCCUGCGAGCCCGAGCCGCCGUGGGCCACGUUCCUGCACACGCAUGCGUGCUUAUCGCCCAUCUGA